This is a messenger RNA of Cetraspora pellucida, 1610 nucleotides long. The record is from the annotation of a GenBank genome assembly. NCBI's taxonomy places the organism in Eukaryota, Fungi, Glomeromycota, Glomeromycetes, Diversisporales, Gigasporaceae.
GGCAACAUGUUAGAAUUUUAAUAAGGAAUAAACUUGACGAACCAACCUCAAUCCAUUGGCAUGGACUUCAUAUGAAAAACACCACUUAUUCGGAUGGAGUCCCGACUUUAACUCAAUGUCCAAUUCAAAAAGGCAAAAAUUUCAUACACGACUUUUAUGCUAAUGAAAAACCUGGCACCCAUUGGUAUCAUUCUCAUUAUAAAUCUCAACGUGUCGAUGGACUUUAUGGCUAUAUAAUUAUUAAGGAGGAUAAGGAAAAUGAUGAAAAUUAUGAUGUCGAUUUAAUCGAUAAUAACUGCAUGUAUUGUGCGCACAUAUCAGACUGGUAUCAUUGUCGGGCAGGAGUUUUAUUGAAUUAUUAUCAUUAUUGUUAUGUUACAACUAGGUUAACUCCCGAACCAGUUCCUCACUCUAUACUUUUCAAUGGAAUAGGCGGUGCAAAUGAAGUAAAUGGAGAUAAUUGUAAUAACAGAGCUGUGAACGGUAGUGUUGAAACAAAUUACGUAUACAAUUUUGAAAGAGGAAAAAAAUAUAGACUUCGUAUACUAAAUGCAGGAACACUAGCGUUAUACUAUUUUUCAAUUGACCAUCAUAUGUUGCAAGUUAUUGAGGUUGAAGGAACGCGUGUCAAUUCGACUGAUCAAUUCAAACAUUUACCCAUAAAUGUCGGACAAAGAUAUUCUGUGAUAGCCACAACUAAUAAUAUAACAACAAACAAUUUUUGGAUGCGUUUUCAAACUAGCCUAGAUUGUCUUCGACUUGAUACAACGUCUGUCGAUCAAAUAAAGCUGCUAGUCAAAGAGAUUAAAGCAAUUGUUCGUUAUGAUAAAUCUGAAGGAAGACCCAAUACUACUCCAUGGACUAAAGAAAAUGAAAUACUACAUUGUAUGGAUCUUAAUUAUACUUUGCUUUUACCAGCAAAUGGUUCAUUAAAAGCUCCAAAACUAGAAAUAAAUCAAAAAACAAAUAAAUCAAAAACCUGCCAUGAAUCAACAGGCUGUGAAGAAUUCGCUUUUGAAAUUUCUAUGACCACAAUUAACGCUACGACGAAUCCAAAUAAUAAUUAUGCUACGUUCGGCUCAAUAUCUUUGGGUAGUUCAUUUGGAUCAUUUAGCGGAGAAACUUUUGGUUACACUGAAAAUACACUUCAUUAUUCAAUGGAAUAUCAAGAACAAUUUGAACAAUACGGUUCUUCCAUUUAUCCUGAUCCUGCACUGAACAUUAUAAUUUUAGAUAAAACAUCAGACAUUAUUGACGUUAUAAUAACAUGUUCAGACACUAUCGCUCAUUCUUUCCAUUUGCAUGGACAUUCCUUUUGGGUUAUGGAAUAUAGUUAUAAUUGCUCUGUUUAUAAUAAUUGCCAAGGCUCUAGAAAUAUUGUAACAUUAACAUUCGACCACCCGAUUGCGCGUGAUACUAUCACCGUUCCCCGUGAUGGAGGUGAAAGUUCGUUUUCAAGCGGAAAUAUUGGUGUUUGGGCUUUUCAUUGUCAUAUUGAGUGGCAUCUCGGUGUCGGAAUGUUGGCUCAAUUCGUUGAACAUCCAAGUAAUUUUUCCUCAUUGCGAAAAGCAUCAAAUGAAACCAAAUUGAUAGACAAAGCAUGCAAUCCA